AGCACCGUCGUCACUGGCUUCCCAAUCCCACGGCCGCCAAAUUGCCCGCAUUUUCCGCCGCCGGCAACCCCCUACUAAUGUCGAAGAACAAACUUUGCUGCCGUUGGCGGCGGCUCCUUCUUUGCCUGCCUCUCCUAUUCCUUCUGCAUCAUCUUGUUUCAGUUUUGCGUUUGCAGAAACAUAACCGGAAGUUCCCGGGAGAUGUGCCAUGUGUGGAAGGGGCGAACGAGUUGAAGAAGAAGAUGAAGUUUGAUCAUCUGGUUCUGGGACCUGCCGCUGGUCAAGGUUUACGCGACCGCCUGCAUUGCCAAGGUAACAAGGCUCUCAACAGAACACACUCCCCGACUUCUGGAAAUUCACUUUUCGGAGAUAAUGUUUCUUUAGUUACUGUAUUUGCCACUUAUGACGCUCCUGUUGAUAGUCAAAGUAAUGACAGAUUAGCAAACAUGGUUACUGUUGGGAAUGUUUCAUACAGCAAGAUGGAGAGGUCAAUUGCCAUCUUAAAUGUUUUUAUCAAUUUCAUUCAGGCGACCAUGCCGCGAAGCAGCAUAAUUAUUCUUACUGAUCCUUCUACUCAACUCCCAGUAAAAAGGAACAAAGUUUUUAGUCAUCCUAUUCAAGGUGAAUAUUCACGAGACAAGUUGAUGCUUCAAAGAAUCAGGUCCUACAUUAUAUUCCUUCAAACAAGAUAUAAGGAAAAGUCUAGGUUGCAGGGGAAGGUUAAUCACUAUAUUUUUACAGACUCAGAUUUAGCAGUUGUUAGUAAUCUGGGACAGAUUUUUGAGGACUACCCUAAUUUUGAUAUUGCUCUUACCUUCCGUAACAACAAAGAUCAACCUCUAAACUCAGGAUUUAUAGCAGUUCGAGGCACUCCAGAUGGAAUCCUUAGGGCUAAACAUUUCUUGCAGCAAGUCCUAGAAAUUUAUAGUACAAGAUAUUUGAAAGCUUCCAGAAUGCUUGGAGAUCAAUUAGCUCUAGCAUGGGUUGUUUUCAAGUCAAACCAUUCAUUUGAUGCCCGAAGAUUUACUCGCGGACAGCCAUUCCUAGACAAAAUCAAUGGGGCAUCCGUUUUAUUUCUACCUUGUGCCUUGUACAAUUGGACCCCACCCGAGGGUGCUGGUCAGUUCCACGGGAUGCCCCUUGAUGUUAAGGUAAUUCAUUUUAAGGGGUCAAGAAAGCGACUUAUGCUCGAGUCAUGGAACUUCUACAAUUCGUCGUCACUCCCAUCACCUCAGAAACUCUCCGAUAUGUUAUGCCUCAUUUUAAGAAGCGGUCGGACGAAGUAUGAUUUUUAAAAUUUGAAUUUAUAGCAGAUUUAUCGGUUUGAGCGGAAGGGGUUUCUUUUAUGUAAAUUGUGAUCUAAAGAGCCAACUUCCAUUGUCAAAUGCAACCAGUCUGUACUGUCUUCCUCAUGUGUGAAGACACUUGUUUUGGUCUGGAAAAAGAAGCCAUCCUUUUGCCUUUUCACUCUCAUGUAUGGCAGUUCAAAUAUUGUGUUGGAUUCUUUCUCAAUGUUAAUAUUUCCUCUGUUCCAAAAUGAAGUUUACUGUUUGACUUUACGUAAUCUAAGAAAAUUGUGGUUGAAAU
Messenger RNA from Cuscuta campestris, 1587 nucleotides. The record is from the annotation of a GenBank genome assembly. NCBI's taxonomy places the organism in Eukaryota, Viridiplantae, Streptophyta, Magnoliopsida, Solanales, Convolvulaceae.